AUGGGUGUGGAGAUUGCAUUGGAUUAUAAGGUGGAGAUUAAUGGUGAGUCUAACUAUCUUAUAACUGCUGAUAAGAUUCACAGAGGAAUAAGGAGUGUGUUGGAUAAGGAUGAAGAGGUAAAGAAAAAAGUGAAAGAAAUAAGGAAAAAAUGUAAAAAGACUUUGUUAGAGGGUGGAUCUUCCUACAUUUAUUUAGGUAGUUUGAUUGAUUAUAUUGUGAAUCAAGUAUCAGAUUAA
This is a messenger RNA of Lathyrus sativus (Indian pea), 237 nucleotides long. The record is from the annotation of a GenBank genome assembly. NCBI's taxonomy places the organism in Eukaryota, Viridiplantae, Streptophyta, Magnoliopsida, Fabales, Fabaceae.